UUUGGGAAUAUGUAGUAGGCCGGGAGUUUGAAGGAAGUGACAAGUUUGGUCCCAAAAUUUUAUGGGUUUGGGGCUAAUGGAAGAGUUUCUGACGAUGGCAUUCACCAAGUUGAUCCGAUCCGUUGGCCAAAAGAUAUUUAAAAAAAGCAACCCAGCAAUUCCGAAUAGGAUCCCAUCUUCGGAAGGUUCGGACGAUUCUUCGUUUGAGCUGGACGAGAGCUUUCAGGCGAUGAUUGAGCGCAAACGGAAGAAGAUGAUCGAGGAUCGGUUGGCGGCUGUUGGGUUGGACAGUACCACCGAGGAUGAGGACAGUUUGGUGACGGGACAUUCUAGGGAUGUUGGUGGCGGUGACUCUCGGUUCCGGUGCAACGACAGUACGAUCAUCGAGCAGGAUUCGAUCCACAAGACCACAGACGAGAGCUUCGAAGCGAUGGAGCGGCUGUGUGGUUCAAUUAAUCUGGGUGCGGGAGGAGACGCGGAGGAGUCCCAGCUGGACGCGGAGAUGCCACCGCCGUCGCUAGAUUAUACGGUGCAGAUGAAGAGGGCUUCCUCAAAGGGUGAGCCAACUUGUCUAGCUGAGAUGACCCAGCUGGAGGACAUCGAGGAGCCAUCAGGCAUGUGGGAGAACUCAAUACUGCACGCUACGGCCGCCAACAAGAUGCUUUCCCCAAUAAAACGCGUCCACAUGCUGCGUCCUUCAACGAUUUUGGAAGAGGCCACAAUCAACGAGACGACCACGACCGGAACUGCUAACCAGACCAGCUCGAAGAACACAUCACUGGAGAGUUACGCCACGGCGAAGCAACAGCUGGACGGCAGCGGAACGGACAACUACUCGAUCAUCACCGGAAGCGAAGUGUACCGUACGGCGGAGGAAGGAUCGACGAUCAACAGCACGGCGGAUUCCAGCGCCGGUGUUGGCUUUGAAACGACGGUCGUCAACAAAACGGGCAUCGAGAAUCGUCGCGAGGUUGAUGAGGACGUCGUAAUCGUGUUGGAUUCAAGCUCCAGCGAAGCUGAGGAUUCUCUUCCGGGUGGCGACAAACGGUUGGACGCCUCAAGCAUGCUGGAAACGAGCGCGAGCCUGCAGGAGAAUUCGCUCUGCCUGAAUGACACCAGCGUGCUCGAGAACCGCCCAGAUUCACCCCUGCUGGACGAAAUCCCGGACCACUUCAACGAUACGAUGGAAGAAAUGGAAUUUAUGAUGCGUCAAGGCAUGAAGGUCAUGCAGCAGCAGAAGCAAGCUCAAGAGCUGGAGAAGAGCAAGAAACCGUCGCUGCCAGGUCCGUCCAUCCUGAAGAAGACCGAGAUGACCCCGGUGACGCCCGCCAGCCCGGGCCGGUACCUUAAACCCAAACAACCCACCUCAGCGUCCAGCGCUAAGCAAAUGCUUUUCACCCACAGCGCAAGCAAGGUCAACUCCGCCCACAAGCAACCACCGCCCUUCGGCUCAAGCAGCUGCGGCACGUUCAAGAAGCCGCUCGUCAGUCGCUUCCCACUACCCAAAUCCGCCAAAAAGUUCGACCACAUCAAAUCCCCCAUCGGAACGUACAUCAACAAGACUCCGCACACGACACUUCAAGCCAAGAUUUUCUGCCCCAACCAGAACCUGGUCGACGUUCUGCACACCAACCCGCACAACCGCGAAAGCGUGCUGAGCGUCAAGGAGAACAACUUCGCCCCCCAAGAACCCGAAGGUUACGCCUCGUCACUUCCCCGCAAGGGCGUCGUCUGCUCACGUGGAGCUCACGUCCUCGACGAGCGCAAGACGGUCCGCAUUCCGGGCGGUGAGAAGGUGCACAAACUGAUCAACAGCUCGCCGACGCUCGUCAUUCGGCACGAGGGCCGGCUGCGUUACCAGCGCGAGACGCCGCUCACGGACGAUAGCGUUGCGGACGACAGCGUGGCCGAUCUGUCGAUGGCGUCCGGCGAUGUGUCGGUGCGGAUCUUGAAGGAUGUGCGGCGGUUCUAGUGAGUCUAUCGGAUUUGGCCCUUUUUUAUUCGUCCUUUGAAGAUGGAGAUUGUUUUUCAACUAGCGGUCUCAGAAGUUGUGAUU
Messenger RNA from Culex pipiens pallens (northern house mosquito), 2056 nucleotides. RefSeq lists its product as uncharacterized. The transcript is spliced from 3 exons. The coding region runs from base 62 to 1972 and encodes 636 amino acids. The record is from RefSeq and is a predicted model, not a curated record. NCBI's taxonomy places the organism in Eukaryota, Metazoa, Arthropoda, Insecta, Diptera, Culicidae.